CCAAACCAAAAUAUACAAAACUUUUACAAUCAUAUGUACAAUAUUGAUAUGAAAAAGUGUUUGUACACCAAAGAAAAACAUUAGCUAUGCAGCUGUAAUUACUUUUAAAAAAAUACACUGAAUUAUUAUUAUCAAAUUAUUAACAUCCCCUCUUGACCUGGCCUAUUUGAAUUGGUCCUUGUGUGCAACUUGGUGCAUAAUCUAGGGGAACAACAUCACACUGCUACACAUGCGUGCUGUGUAGGCCUACAGUGCAAGUGUCUUAGCCGAUAAUUGCACAGAUAUUCCACUUGGUUGGAUAUGCCUUCUAUCACGUCCAUUCCUUCCCAAAUAUUGUCUUCUGUUGAGAAUGUGUGUAAAACAAAGGUAUUCACACUUUCCCGAUCCUCACCCCAAAACAAGGCUACAGCCUUAAAAUGUCUCUACGUGUUAUCAGGAUUCUGUUCAUUCAGAUACACUUGAUUUUUGAAAUGAUCUUUCUCAAAAACGUUUGUAUAUUGUCCCAUACUAUAGCAUGUACUAUUAAUUUGUAUUUUUGUUUGUUAUUUGGUUACAUUAAUGCAGUUCCUCCACCCCGACUUUGAAUACCACUGAUGUGUCCGUUUCAUUCAUUGUAAUGUACGUGCAAUUUUAUGAAAGAAGAAUAUUAGAGCUCAAUGAUCAAAUCGUGACCCGGUUUUUGUGUAGAAUGUGUUUUUUUUUAAGCUAUUGUUUCUAAAAGUUAUUAUGUGGGAAAUUCCUUGAUACGUCGAGACUUGUGUGUCAUGUUAAAGUACACUGCUCUCUAAAAAAGAAAUGCUUAGUGUGAAACAAUGUCCCCCAGGAAAAGCCAGUCCGUUCUUAUAAAGAUCUGUGGUUGGUUGCGCAACAUUGUCGUCAUUUCCAGCAGCAGCGUUGUUAUGCCGCGUUCAAAACAACUGGGAACUCGGAAAAAUGUGAGGUCGAUGAUCUUCAUGUGAGAAAAUCUGAUAUCUAGAAAGAGGCCCGAGUUUCCGAUUUGGAUGACCGUCCGAAAUGAUUUUCCCAAUCGUAACUCCUUUUUUUAACGCCUGUAAAUCGGAGAUUUACGAGUUCCCAGUUGAUUUGAACGCGGCAAAAACCUUUUUGUAUUUCUACAAGCUGGCAAGGCAGCAGUUACGGAAAGCACCCCAAUUGUGGCAGAGGACUGGCUCUUCUUGUUUGACUUUCUGUUGCCAACCAGGCAGAAAUGUGAAAUGUCAUCUCAUAACGCUAGAAGAGGAUGGACAUGAGAGCCACUGCACAGUGGAGUCAAGGUGGAGGAUGUACGUGUCAGCUUGAUUGACAUGACACACCGAGUGUUGUGGCAAUGGUGUCAUGUCUCCAGUGAUAUGGAUGGUUACCUGGUUACUACAGGCACAUUCAGCUGUGUGUGAUCUGCCUGCUCCAGUCAAUGUGACUCUCUCCUCCAGACAUUUUGUCCACCAGCUGAGGUGGGACCCAGGCUCGGGGUCCCCCAGGAGCGUGUACUACCGCGUGAUGAUUUUCUCAAGCAGGGGUGGCCAGUCUUGGGAGGUGGUGGCUGGUUGUGAGCACGUGGAGUCCCCUCUGGUGUGUAACCUGACUAAAGCAUUCUCAAGCCGUAGUCACACCUACUACAACAGGGUGUUCGCUGUGUCUGGGAACGAAGUCUCACCCCCGGGCAACCAAAACGGCUUUAAACCCAUCGAUGGCACCCUCCUGGACCCGCCCGUGGUGAGUGUUAAGGCCUGCGGCAGCACUCUGUGUGUGAACCUGAGGCCUCCUGUGGAUGGCUUGUGGGAUGUCUACGACAGUUUCCGCUACAGCUUAAGCAUCACAAGCAGCAGGCAUGGAGCUAAGUACUCUGAGGAGAUGACGUCUCUGAAAGAAAAGAUUCUAAAUAACCUGGCUCCAGGCAGAGAGUACUGUGUCUCCGUCAGAAUAAGGGACAGCGAGGAGAGAAGCGACAAGAACUCUUCCUACAGCCAACCACACUGUGCCUUCACAGCUGCCAAGUACAACGCAGAUGCAGAGAUCUCAGUGGUUUUGUGUUUGCUUGUGUUGUCUGGGCUGUUAACUACUACCCUACUGUACCGUACUGGAUUCCUCUGUCUUAGACGACACCUUCCAGAAGUACUGAGCUCAAUACAACACCACGAGGAGAGCCUAUACACCGUGCCCUGUGAUGAGAAACCAUGUCCCUCGGUGCUUCCAGUGCCACCAUCGCCCCCUUCAGGAAGCACUGGGAAGGACACAGAGAGUGAGGAAGAAAGCGAGGCAGAGACAGAGCGAAGCAGUGAGGGAGGACAAGGAUACAAGACACGAGGGAUCACUGCUGGUCUGACCUCUCAUAACCCCCUCUCUUCCUCCUCUUCCUCUAGAGCAGAGGUGUUCCUACACCCCUAUCUAAGCACACGCUCUCUGGCAUCUCCCACUGACACUCAGACCACCGCUGAGACGCAGUCCAACCGCCCUCGCGUUCCUCUCUUCAUAACCAGCGACCGGCAGCCUGAAUCUGUGCUCAGGCCUGACGGCCUCUCAAUGUCUCUAUCAAACAACCAUCUACCGUCUGGACCCUCACAAACCAGUCAGCUUACAGAGCCAGCUCGAUGUGCCUCACGGGGACAGGACUUGAGCUUCAGUCUUUCCUCAGAGAGGGACACAGGGGGAUUUCAUCCGGAGGAGGAGGAGAGCUGCUUGGAUGUCAACCUGCUGUCUGUAACCCUAGGUAGACAUGAGGAGAUGAAGGAUCCAGAACCCCGCUCUCUGGGGGAGCCCACCACUCCCUUCCUGCCCUCUGACACUAAGUGUUGGGCCACAGAGCCUGCCAUAACACAGACGCACACUGCUACCUCUGAGGAGGAGGAGGAAGAUGAGGAGUAUUUUGGUUACAUGAGGCGAUGAGAGAAGUAAUUUGUUGCACAAUUAACCAUUCCAUUUUUUAUUUGCCAGGAGUUUUUUUAAUUUGUUAAUGAAAGCCAUAUGGUACCUACCUGUGGACAUUCAGUGUACUCUUCUGGCAUAAAUAUCAAGGUCCCAAGGUAGCCUGAAGUGGCUUCCUUGUCCUUCCUUUAUUUUUGUUAUAACCUUUAUUUUACUAGGCAAGUCAGUUAAGAACAAAUUCUAAUUUACAAUGACCGUCUGCCCCGGGAACAGUGGGUUAACUGCCUUGUUCAGGGGCAGAACGACAGAUUUUUACCUUGUCAGCUUGGGGAUUCGAUCCAGCAACUUUUCGGUUUCUAGUCCAACGCUCUAACCACUAGGCUACCGACUGCUCCUUUAUCUGCAUUAGGUGAAAAUAACUGUUUUAUCUCUCCAUCAUAUUGCUUUGACUUCUCUUGUAUUUUCAGACCAGUUGAAAUUUAAAAGAGAAAGAGCCAAUGUAUUUGCCUGACUACCCAGACUCCUCGCACCGGCCAUAUGCUACGCCACGCCCACGGACGUUAGUUUCUUCUCCGCAAUGAGUCUGGAUCCGAGUACCUCCCCCAACGAUUUCUAGAAUGCAAACACUUUCUAACCAUUCUGAUUGGUCCCAGAAACUGAUGGAUUGGACCAGAGCCAGAACGAACACGUGGAUAAAGCGCUGUUUAGAAAAUGUGUCAUUGGGUUUUUGAUACUCUGAUUGGUCAGAGAUGAUCCAAUCGCUGAUGACUUUGUUUUGUACAACACCCCCCCCCCCCCCCCCCCUUGUGAUGUCAGUUUGACUGAAGUAUGUAGCGAACGACAGAACAGCGGAAGUAUUUAGUUUUGAGUCGGCGGCCAACCAAUAGUAUUGAUAUGGACUGUACUAUAUUAUUGCAGUUUUUUUUAAAGUAUUUAGACAUAUAGAAUUAUGUUUUUUUUUUUUUUACAUCAUUAAAUUGUUAGUUUUUCCCAAUUGCUAAAACACAAUUUUGAAAACUAGGCUGGUUUUAUCCAAAUACUUAACACAAUUCACAAAACCACACACCCAAACUGCAAAAGGAAGCACUGCAACAAACUACAUAUAUCAAAAUGAAACAUUAGCACAAAAUGGCACACACUUCAUUCAUAUUACCAGAUUUGUCUAACCAACUACACUGUUGGGCGUAAUGAAAAGCACUCUCAUCUUUAGGAUGCUUUGCCAUAAUACUAAAAUAGUUCAAAUUCUAGAAGAUUCUUCAGAUGCACAUAAAUAUUUGCAGAUACACACACAUGCUGUUGAAACAUUUUAUUUUUCACCAAAACAAGUCAGUGCAACAUACGCACAGCAGAUAUAUUUACAUUGGACUGAACCAAAAUAUGCUCACAAAAAAAACAGUCAACUGAAAAAGAAAAGUGCUGAAAAAAAUAUAUAGAAAAAAAGAGGCAUGAAAAAUAAUUAGGCAGCAUCUUGCCGCACAGCUGGGUCUGGCCACAACGCCUCGUCCACAUCACAGGCAAUAUCUUCCCUUGCCAGACAUCGAGGGAAGAAGCGCCUUGAGUGCCUUAUCCCUCCCUGAAUCACGCCCACAUCAAUCUCAUCACAUGCCUCUUCCAUAGCCUGCACAAGAGGCCUGUGCACAAAGGGCUGCCGGUCGUACACCUUCCACCGCCAUGCCGAAAAUAACUCUUCUAUGGGGUUCAGAAAUGGUGAGUAUGGUGGGAGGUAUUGCACGAGACAUGGUGGGUGGUCAGCAAACCAGUUUUGGACUGGGGCUGCACGAUGAAAGCUCACGCUGUCCCAUACUACAACGUACUGGGUUCUUUGAUGAUCUGCAUUAUUCAUACGCUCUGGUGGUAUGAGAAUGUUGUGGAGUCUGUCCAGAAAUGUGAGAAUAUGGGCUGUGUUGUAUGGUCCAAGGUUGGCAUGACGGUGGAGGACACCAUGCGUAUUGGAGAUGGCAGCGCACAUUGUGAUGUUCCCACCACGUCGGCCAGGAACAUCUAUAACGGCUCUGUGGCCAAUGACGUUUCUCUCACUUCUUCUGGUCUCUGCUAGGUUGAACCCAGCCUCAUCUAUAAAGAUGAACUCGUGUGGGAUUGCAUGAGCAUCCAUUUCCAGUACUCCCUGAAAACAAAGAACAAAAGCAGUCAAUAUGGUGUUAUCCAGUACACUGGGAAACAAUGCUGUGUGUAGUGUACUGCAGUCAAUAUGGUGUUAUCCAGUACACUGGGAAACAAUGUUGUGUGUAGUGUACUGCAGUCAAUAUGGUGUUAUCCAGUACACUGGGAAACAAUGUUGUGUGUAGUGUACUGCAGUCAAUAUGGUGUUAUCCAGUACACUGGGAAACAAUGCUGUGUGUAGUGUACUGCAGUCAAUAUGGUGUUAUCCAGUACACUGGGAAACAAUGCUGUGUGUAGUGUACUGCAGUCAAUAUGGUGUUAUCCAGUACACUGGGAAACCAUGUUGCGUGUAGUGUACUGCAGUCAAUAUGGUGUUAUCCAGUACACUGGGAAACCAUGUUGCGUGUAGUGUACUGCAGUACUUACUGUAAUUGUACUUACAUCCACAUAUGAUCGUCUGACCUCUUUGUUUCUUUGAGAGUUUCUCUCAAACGGCACCUUUUUAUAAAGUUGUUUCAUUGUGAUUGGGUUUGGCGUGAGAAUGUGGACAGACUGACUCGUUGAACAUGGUGUUGUCUUGGAUGAUGUGGCUUUGAAUUUCUCGUCAUCUGAUUUCAUUAUUUUCCAGAACCAAGUUUACAAUGGCAGCUUCCUGUACCCCGGUGAAUAAUGGCCCCUACUUCCACCAUGGUUGGCCCCUUCCUCCACCAUGGUUGGCCCCUUCCUCCACCAUGGUUGGCCCCUUCCUCCACCGUGGUUGGCCCCUUCCUCCACCGUGGUUGGCCCCUUCCUCCACCGUGGUUGGCCCCUUCCUCCACCAUGGUUGGCCCCUUCCUCCACCAUGGUUGGCCCCUUCCUCCACCGUGGUUGGCCCCUUCCUCCACCGUGGUUGGCCCCUUCCUCCACCGUGGUUGGCCCCUUCCUCCACCGUGGUUGGCCCCUUCCUCCACCAUGGUUGGCCCCUACCUCCACCAUGGUUGGCCCCUUCCUCCACCAUGGUUGGCCCCUUCCUCCACCAUGGUUGGCCCCUUCCUCCACCGUUGUUGGCCCCUUCUUCCACCGUUGUUGGCCCCUUCCUCCACCGUGGUUGGCCCCUUCCUCCACCGUGGUUGGCCCCUACCUCCACCGUGGUUGGCCCCUUCCUCCACCAUGGUUGCGUCUCUCAGUCCUUUAGAAAAACAAAACAAAUAGGGCUUGGACAAUGCAGCCUAAAGGUAUUUCCCCCACAGUAGAGUAAAUUCUACAGGAAAUGUGUGCAGUUAGUGUUUGACAUCAGCUGUUCAUGAAGUAACUGAUACACUAUGACGUGGGGUGUACUACAUAGUGUGAAAGAAAUGUUGGUUACAUACCUGUACUCCAGUCUCAAUGUCCGGAGGACACAGGCGACAGUAACACGGCUCAGGUUGGGCUGCGCUCUCUGUCCAGCCUCUCACAUUGUCAGCCCAUGGUUGAUGGGCAGCAGGGUAGCCUAGUGGUUAGAGCGUUGGACUAGUAACCGGAAGGUUGAAGGUUGCGAGUUCAAAACCCCCGAGCUGACAAGGUACAAAUCUGUUGUUCUGCCCUGAACAGGCAGUUAACCCACUGUUCCCAGGCCGUCAUUGAAAAUAAGAAUUUGUUCUUAACUGACUUGCCUAGUUAAAUAAAGGUAAAAUAAAUAAAAAUAAAAACAUGAUCAACUAAGGUUGCUCUGAUUUCAUUUGAAAGUUGUCUUUGGCCAUGAAUUCCUCUAUCAGUUCUACCCCUACCUCUCACUCUUCCUCCCCCUCUCAUUCUCUCUUCCUCCCCCUCUCAUUCUCACCCUUCCUCUACAUCUCUCUGCAACGGCUUCCAUUGUUGUAAAACAAAAGGUGCUCACCUGUGGUCUUUUCAUGGUGCUUACUUCCUGAUUUGAAGUUGUAACAAUGAACCAUUGAGGUGUUUGGCCAGGUGGCACGUAUUGGCCAAUUAGUUCAUGUAGUGUCAUUUUGAAUGGCAGUGUUUUGAAAUGGCAAACAUGUGACUUUAUGUCAGAUUGUUGUGUCUUACGCAGAGAACCGUGUGAAGUGCAUUUAAAACGUGCCAUUUAGAAUUACAAAAUGUGUGUAAUGCAGAAAAUGUGUUUAGACUUUUGGAGACUUGAGAAGAAGGUUUUGCUCUCUGUGUGUCAGGUUAAAUAAUUGUGCUGUUGCAUGUCGUUUUAGUGUGUUAGCAAUGUAAAGUACAUAUUACCUCGGCGGAGUUCUCAAGUUGCUAACUUGAAUGUGAGAGCCAUUAUCAAAAGUUUAAAUUAGGUUUACAAGUACUUUGGGGUUAUAUUAUCGAUGUUCACAGACAGCAUUAGCCAGUAGUACUAAUGCUAACGGGCAAACGUCAAGGGCAUCAUUGGUCACGCUAUACAAUACAGUAUUCUGUACUUAUUCAGAAGGUCAACAUACUUUUUAGUGUUUAUGCGAUCAUCGUAGUAGUACUUCUUUACUUUCUUUUUGCUAUACUGUAAGAAACAUUUAAUCUGUUACAUAUUCAGGAAAAAGUCGUCCUUUUGAAGUGUGUAUUAUACAAAUUUUGCAAUCAACGUUUAUCUGUAAAAUAAAUGUAAUAUUUGUUUAACGCCAAUUAAUUUUUUAUAAAUCUUAUACAUUUAAAAAAAAAUCCUUAAUGUUGUAUGUAAUAAAAUAUUUUUCUACCAUCUUAA
Molecule: messenger RNA, 7654 nt
Organism: Oncorhynchus nerka (sockeye salmon)
Lineage: Eukaryota; Metazoa; Chordata; Actinopteri; Salmoniformes; Salmonidae
Product: interferon lambda receptor 1-like
Exons: 8
Coding region: 1336-2883 (515 amino acids)
Biological process (GO): cytokine-mediated signaling pathway
Cellular component (GO): plasma membrane
Molecular function (GO): cytokine receptor activity; protein binding
Source: RefSeq, a predicted model, not a curated record